Molecule: messenger RNA, 1572 nt
Organism: Brassica oleracea var. oleracea
Lineage: Eukaryota; Viridiplantae; Streptophyta; Magnoliopsida; Brassicales; Brassicaceae
Product: omega-hydroxypalmitate O-feruloyl transferase-like
Exons: 2
Coding region: 206-1504 (432 amino acids)
Molecular function (GO): acyltransferase activity, transferring groups other than amino-acyl groups
Source: RefSeq, a predicted model, not a curated record
AGCUUUCAUGGUCCUUGUCAAGCCUUUCUGUUUUACUCGUUAUCUACAAUCUUCACUUGCGAAACGAGAUACCUGAACCCUAAACUCUACUUAAACCCCCUUAAUAAGUACCCUAUAUAUACAUAUAUCUUGAUCUUUCUCCAUUCCUCACUGCAUUGGAUUCAAAAACUUCUAACUAAACGUUUAUUAAUCGAAACCCCUUGAAAUGGCCGGCUCAUUCGAGUUCGUUGUGACAAGAAAAAACCCUGUACUCGUUACUCCAAAGUCUGAAACUCCAAAAGGUCUUUACUACCUCUCGAAUCUCGAUCAAAACAUCGCCGUCACGGUCAAAACGUUUUAUUACUUCAAAUCAAAGUCAAAAACUAACCAAGAUUCCUACAAUGUGAUCAAGAAAUCUCUCUCUGAGGUUAUUGUUCAUUAUUACCCUGUGGCCGGACGGCUGACCAUCAGCCCUGAAGGGAAGAUCGCCGUGAAUUGCACCGGAGAAGGAGCAGUGUUGGUGGAAGCUGAGACUAAUUGUGGGAUAGAGAUGAUCAAAGAGGCGAUCUCUGAGAAUAGAAUGGAGAUGCUCGAGGAACUUGUUUAUGACAUUCCUGGUGCCCGGAAUAUUCUUGAGAUUCCACCGGUGGUAGUUCAGGUGACAAACUUCAAAUGUGGUGGUUUCAUCCUAGGACUAGGCAUGAGCCACAACAUGUUCGAUGGAGUGGCGGCUGCAGAAUUCUUGAACUCGUGGUGCGAGACGGCAAAGGGCCUCCCUUUAUCUCUGCAACCUUUCUUGGACCGUACCAUUCUCCAACCAAGAAAGCCACCAAAAAUCGAGUUCCCACACAACGAGUUUGACGAAAUCGAAGACAUUUCUUGCACUGGAAGACUCUACGACGAAGAGAAACUCGUCUACAAAUCAUUUCUCUUCGAACCGCAAAAACUAGAGAAGCUCAAGACUAUGACAAAUGAGGAAGAUAGUAAUAGUAACAAUAAGGUUACAACAUUUCAAGCUUUAACCGGAUUUCUUUGGAAAUCACGGUGCGAAGCGCUACGAUUUAAACAGGACCAACGAGUUAAACUUCUUUUCGCGGCUGAUGGACGGUCUAGAUUCAUCCCUCCUCUCCCAAAAGGAUAUUGCGGGAACGGGAUAGUGUUAACAGGUUUGGUGACGUCAUCAGGAGAAUUGGUUGGGAACCCUCUUUCUCGUUCGGUUGGUCUAGUUAAGAGUGUGGUUGAUUUGGUUACCGACAGUUUCAUGAGAUCGGCUAUUGAUUACUUGGAGGUUAACCGGAACAGGCCGAGUAUGACAGGAACACUUCUGAUUACGUCGUGGUCAAGAUUGUCACUACAUAAACUGGAUUUUGGAUGGGGAGAACCCGUUUUCUCUGGACCGGUUGGUUUACCAGGGAGAGAAGUGAUCCUGUUUUUACCUGGUCUCGAAGAUAUGAAGAGUAUCAAUGUGUUCCUUGGACUUCCUGCCUCUGCUAUGAAAGUGUUUGAAGAGCUUAUGAAGAUUUGAAAAGAUUUAUAUGAUAACUUUCACAGCCAACUUAUGAUUUAUCAUAUGAAUUAAUUAUCUACAAUCAU